AUGACCGAUAUACGUAAGUUUUUUGCACCUCAUAAGCGAAUGAAAACUACAAAUGAAAGUGGAGGUGUCGAAGAAGAUACUGUCUAUGAUGAGGUAUCACAGGAAAAGGGGGAGUCAAACGCAACCAUCACUAUUAAAAAUUCCAGUAGUUGUGCUGAUGGAGAAAAUAAAGAUGAAGCCAGUACCUCUGUUUGCUUCAAGUGCGUUGAUGAAAAGGGUAGUAGUAUCCUGGUCAGUAUUCCCAAUGUCGGAAAUUAUAUUGAAAAAAAGGAUAUUGACAAUUGCCUAAAAUAUAAGAUUUUAUUGAAUCCAUGGCAACCUGAAAAAAGAUAUAAUUUUAAGAAUGACAUAGACAGCACAAAAAUAACAUUUCGACCAGACUGGCUGUCAUUAUAUCCGUGGCUGGUCUAUUCUAAAGCAGUUAAAGGUGCCCUCUGCAAGUUUUGUGUGCUUUUCCGCCCACGCAUAACGCAUGGCAGUCAUCAUGGCGCAUUCAUAAGCCGCCCAUUCACAAAUUUCAAAAAAACUAAAAGUGUGGAAGAACUCGCCAACGAGAAACUUGCGAAAUUAGUACAAACCAAUCGUGCAAAGUUAAAAUCACUUGUUUCUUGUGUAUUGUUUUGUGCAUUACAUGACUUACCUUUAAGAGGAAAAACAAAUUCAAGUGCUGUAUUUGAUGAUCUGUUACAAUUUAGAGUACAGUCAGGUGACGAAAGAUUACGGAAACAUUUUGAGGGUGCGCCUAAAAAUGCUACCUAUGUUUCUCAUAGAACCCAAAAUGAUUUAAUUGAUGUAUGCGCCGAAGUGCUAAGAAAUGAUUUGAUUAAUACCAUCAAUAACAGCGAAUCAUUUUCAGUUUUGGCAGAUAAAACAGUGGAUAUUGCAGGCACAGAACAGCUUUCUCUUUCUGCACGUUAUUUUGACCUUGCAACUAAUGUUGUCAGAGAAGACUUCCUUGGAUUUACACCAUUAGCAAGGUUAGAUGCAAAACAUAUCUCCAACACAAUAAUAUCUACUUUAUCUGCCUGUGGUUUAAAUCUAGAUAAAAUGGUAGGACAAGGCUAUGACGGGUGCAGUAUGAUGACCGGUGAAAUUGGCGGAGUACAGAAGAUAAUUGCUGAGAAAUAUCCCAAGGCUCGCUUCUAUCAUUGUGCUAGCCAUAGACUUAAUUUAGUUGUGAAUGAUUUGAACACCUUACCAGAGGUUAGAAAUGCCAUUGGUGCUAUCAAAGAAGGAAUUUCUUUUUUCCUGGGGAGCACGCAAAGGAAAGUCCUAGUUGGGAACCUUCAAAAACUGUUCAUAGCAAAAUAUUCAGCCAAACUAGAACCUGUCACCAAUAUCCUACAAUCAGUAAACAUUAACUUGUUAGAAGUUUCAGAACACAUUCAAGGAAUUGUAAAAAUGUUAUUGGAUGACAGAGAAAAUGCGGAAGCCGAAUUUGAAAUGAUUAUGAAAAGUGCUGAAAGCAACUAUAGUGCACUAGGAAUAGAUGUCACUGGCAUUUGA
This is a messenger RNA of Schistocerca piceifrons (Central American locust), 1506 nucleotides long. RefSeq lists its product as uncharacterized. Bases 1 to 1506 code for a protein of 501 amino acids. The record is from RefSeq and is a predicted model, not a curated record. The transcript is spliced from 3 exons. Lineage: Eukaryota; Metazoa; Arthropoda; Insecta; Orthoptera; Acrididae.